Messenger RNA from Medioppia subpectinata, 1293 nucleotides. The record is from the annotation of a GenBank genome assembly. Lineage: Eukaryota; Metazoa; Arthropoda; Arachnida; Sarcoptiformes; Oppiidae.
AUGGCCAUCAGUCGGGACGCGACGGUCACGAGUGCUGUCCAACGAAUCGGCUUUCGUCUGGUCUCCCAUAAGAGCGACUGUUUCUCCGUUCACUCCCUGUUGUGUCGGAAGAUAAUCAGCGAACCAUCAAUUGGGAGACAGAUAUUCAUCGGCUUUACCAACAAUUACCGGACUUGGUUGCAGAGUUUUCAGCGAGAGUUGAGUGGCAUCGGCGACAAACCCGUGGACCAGAAUAUAUGGUUAGUGGCCAACGGGUCGGCUGAGGGUCUGUUGGGUUUCGUGAAAUGCAUACGAAAGGAGCCGAACGGACAUCGGGUCCGAGCGCUGCAGAUAAUGGACACGAGUGGUGGCGACGAGCGCCAGAAGCCGAGGGCCGCCCUAUUGGACAAAACAAACGCCGUGUUUAACGAUAUCAUCAAAAAUGAUUUGGCCAUUAAUGUGGUCAGCGGUGGCCAAACGGGUCAUUACGUGCUCAAUGAGCUGCCGGCGCGGCGCCAGACUGUGGACAGCGAACACUGUUUUCUAAAUCUCCGCAAUCGGGGCGACUUGUCUUCAUUCGAGUGGUUCCAGAGUCAGCACAAGCAGUGGCCGCUCAACCGGAGGGUCGGCGAGAAGUUGGUUCACAUCUACUAUUCGGCCCUAAAUUUCAAAGACAUAAUGUUAGCCACGGGCCGACUUCAGUCGGAAUCGCCGACUGGAGAGACUGAAUGUCUGAUUGGCUUCGAGUUCGCGGGAAGGGAUGAGAACAUGAAUCGCGUGAUGGGAAUGGUUUCGUCCAAAGCGUUGGCCACCACUUGUCUCGUCAAAGACGCGGACUUUUUGUGGCCGAUUCCCGACCGCUGGUCGAUGGAAGAGGCGGCUACUGUUCCCUGUGUUUACGCCACCGCUUACUACGCGUUGAUAAUUAGGGGUCGGCUAAGACGUGAAGAGACAGUACUGAUCCACUCGGGCAGCGGUGGUGUGGGUCAGGCGGCCAUCAGAAUAUGCCUGAGUCUGGGCUGUCGUCUGUUGAUAACUGUCGGCUCUGACGCCAAACGUCUGUUCCUUCAGAAGCUGUUCCCAGCGCUCGACGACAGGUGUUUCAGCACAUCCCGAGACGCCACCGCUUUUCGGCGUCACGUUAUGACCGAAACGGACGGCUCGGGCGUCGAUGUGGUGCUCAACUCACUGUCCGAAGAGAAACUGUUCGCCAGUUUGGACUGUUUGGCGGCGAACGGACGCUUCCUCGAGAUCGGCAAAUAUGAUUUCGCCAAAGACACCAUUUUAAGUACGGAUUAUCAUCACAUUUAUCGU